AUGCUAUUUCUACCUGUCUUUCUGUUGUUAAUAUGGAUACGAGCUGUUGUCUUGCUAGAUUUGAUGAGCGAUACAUGGACGGCAACCGAUGGCCUUGGUCGUUCUCUCCCCAAAACAGUACCGUCACCACGAGCAGAUCGAUUCGUUGGGAUGUUCUAUUUUCUCUGGCUUGGCUUUGAAUCACCUGAUGGACCAUUUGACAUCAGUAAAAUUCUCACAGCUCAUCCAAAUGCAAUGUUAGAACCGAAUAAUUCCGCAUGGGGGCCGAUGACUCAUUAUCAUCACUGGGGUGAACCUUAUUUUGGCUACUAUCGUUCAAACGAUCAAUGGGUUAUUCGGCGACAUGCGAGAAUGCUGGUCAAUGCUGGUGUUGAUGUUAUCUUCUUCGAUGUCACAAAUACUGCUGUUUAUCUCGAGUCUUUUCGAGCUAUAUGCCAAGCCUUUUCCGAUGUGCGUGCUGUAGGAGGGUCAACACCGCAAGUUGCAUUUCUCACACCUUUUGGAUCACCGCUCGGAACGGUGCAAGUUCUUUUCGACAGUAUUUAUAAGAUAAACUAUCAUCCGGAACUGUGGUUUCGAUGGGAAGGCAAACCAUUCAUCCUUGCCAAUCCACAAUCCUUUCAAACACGUCCGGAUAUUUUAAAUUUUUUUACUUUUCGGACGCCUCAGCCUGAUUAUUUCACUGGGCCAACUGGUGCCAAUCAAUGGGGUUGGUUAGAAAUAUAUCCUCAACACGUCUACAAAACUAGUGCAAACAUAUCGGAACAAAUGACUGUUGGUGUCGCACAGAACGCCGUUGGCAAUCGACUGGGAUCGAUGAGUGAAGUUGGUUCUCAUGGGCGUAGUUUUCAUAACAAUACUAUUCCAUCAGGUAAUACAUUAACACCGUACGGAUUAAAUAUGCAAGAGCAAUGGGAACGCGCCAUAGAAAUUGAUCCACAAUUUGUAUUUGUUACUGGUUGGAAUGAAUGGAUUGCUAUGCGUCUAUCGGAAUUCGCUAGUAUAAAACUUCCAGUUAUGUUUGUCGAUGAAUUCGAUUGGGAACAUAGUCGUGAUAUUGAGCCUUGUGCUGGAGGAGUUAACGGAGGGUAUCCUGAAGGAAAUCAUUAUCAGGAUGCGUACUAUUAUCAAUUAGUGAGCAAUGUUCGUCGUUAUAAAGGCGCUCGAUCUGUUCCAAUACCUACUGAACCGAAAACCAUCAAUAUUGGACAAGAUUUUACGCAAUGGGAAACGGUUGGACCAUCAUUCAUUGAUUAUAUCAAUGACGUAGAACAUCGCAAUGAGACUGGAUACAACACUAGUAUGCACUACCGGGAUGAUACAGGUCGAAAUGACAUUAUCUUAGUCAAAGUAGCGAGAGACAUGAACAAUGUUUACUUUUAUGCUCGAACUAAUAACACGCUGACGAAUGCGAAUAAUAGUUCUAACUGGAUGUUACUCUUUAUUGAUAUUGAUCAAAAUUUUACAACAGGAUGGGAAGGAUUUGAUAUUGUAGUUAAUCGUCACAUUAAUGGUUCGCUUACAUCUAUAGAACGAAGUCAAUCUGGCUGGAUUUGGCAACUCGUUUCACAAAUUGCUUUUGCCACCGUUAACCAUGAAUUACACUUCGCUAUUCCCAGAGCGUUAUUAGGUUUCAACAGCACAGCUCCUGUCAAGGUUAAUUUCAAGUGGGUAGAUAAUAUGAUACGUGAUGGCGAUAUUCUCAGUCUUUUUCAAAAUGGAGACACUGCUCCGGAUGGUCGGUUCAGUUAUGUAUUUAAUGGUUAG
This is a messenger RNA of Adineta ricciae, 1767 nucleotides long. NCBI's taxonomy places the organism in Eukaryota, Metazoa, Rotifera, Eurotatoria, Adinetida, Adinetidae. The record is from the annotation of a GenBank genome assembly.